Messenger RNA from Betta splendens (Siamese fighting fish), 1246 nucleotides. It is a transcript of the gene aqp11, whose product is annotated as aquaporin 11. The annotation marks the transcript as partial. NCBI's taxonomy places the organism in Eukaryota, Metazoa, Chordata, Actinopteri, Anabantiformes, Osphronemidae. The transcript has 3 exons. The record is from RefSeq and is a predicted model, not a curated record. Gene Ontology annotation, cellular component: membrane; cytoplasm. Gene Ontology annotation, biological process: transmembrane transport. Gene Ontology annotation, molecular function: channel activity.
GUUCAGACUGUUAUCACACACACACGAUGGAUGGAGGAGAAAUACCGCGUGCACGCGGUGGCAGCAGCCAUCACGUCAGCAGUUUAUGCAGGUGGCCACGUGACAGGAGCCGUGUUCAACCCCGCCUUGGCCUUUUCCACGCAGUUCCCCUGCGGUGGAAGCUCCUUCGUGGAGCUGUGCGUGGUCUACUGGCUGGGCCCGCUGCUGGGUAUGAUGAGCUCAGUGCUGCUGUUUGAUCAACUCGUCCCUCUGCUGCCGAGGGAACCUCAGCAUCAGCACCAGGUGAAGAAGACGACAUGAGCACGUGUAGAAACUAAGUUACUUUAAACAACACGGAGAUGGACCUUUUUACAGGACUGAGGAGAUCCAGACUAGAUGACAUAAUCAGAGAACAUUUUACAGCUUGACAGAACAGAAUAAUACUUUUAUUUGCCAUUAGUCCUACGUGACUUUAUGUUGAUCAUCAGACGUCCUGAACUGCAACAGCCUCUGACAGCCUGAGGAUGCUGACGGCACUUUGCAGCAUCUGUGUUUUCUCGCAGCUCGUUUUCUGUAAACCUUUUGGAUGCGAGGAUAAACACCUUCAAAAAGUAGGAACUGGCACAAUUGACAUUUCAUUUAUAACUAAAUGUUUGCAUCUUGUAUUUUCAUGAUUCGGGGACUUAGAGCCCUGCAAUCAAGUAAUGCUCACUGCAGCAAUUUCAGUUAUUGAUAGACUAAUAAUAAUAAUAAAAAUAAUAAUAACUGAGUGCUUUGAAAGUGAUUGGCUGUUGAACAGUAGAGGUGUCCAACUCGAGACCUCCCACUCGACUCAGCGUCGAUCUUUUGAAGCGGAAGUGUCGUCAAGCAGAAUCUCGAGCGCGUUCCGAAUCACGUGACCAAUGAGAGCGAGAGGCGUCGAUACGUCACGUGACUGCCGAGCGGCUUAUCUGAAGUUUGAACUGUUGUUUUAAUAUGUCAGAGCUUCAUAGACGUGGCAAGCGGUCCGCAGAUGAUCUAUAAGAUGAUAGAUGAUCUAAAGGAUAGACAAGUUUCACAUUACAGAUAUCUGUAAUGUAUUUAUGACAAAUUCAAAAUGUAAUCAAAGACUAAAACUACAUUUUGACAAGUCGCAAUUCCAAUAUGAUAUCUUUAUUAGUCAGACAUCAGUGCAAACGGCACUUCUCCAAAGCUGGAGAGGUGGUGAGAAUGUGAUUAAAGUCAUGUUCUGUGGAAAAAUAAAAUGAAAUAAAGGUCUUUGAUUAAA